AUGACCAACUGCCCCCCAGCGGUGACGGAGAGCACCCCACGCCGACGCACCAGAAUUCAGGUGUUCUGGACAGCGCCCCCAGCUGGCAGUGGCUGUGUCAUCCUCAAGGCCAGUAUUGUGCAGAAGAGAAUCAUCUAUUUCCAGGACGAAGGCUCCCUGACCGUCCGGCUGUGUGAGAAAGAAGUUGUGUUUGGUGAAGCCACUCAGACUCCUGCUUUGGAGUGUUGUGCCUGUGGAACCGCAAAAUACCGCCUCACUUUCUUCGGAAACUGGUCUGAGAAAGUGCAUCCCAAAGACUAUCCAAGACGCGCCAAUCACUGGUCGGCUUUGAUCGGGGCGUCCCACUCCAGGAGCUAUGUGCUGUGGGAGUAUGGGGGCUACUCCAGUGAGGGGGUCCGGCAGGUGGCAGAGCUGGGGUCACCCAUCAGGAUGGAGGAGGAGAUCCGCCAAAAGGGAGAUGAGGUCCUGACGGUCAUCAAAACUAAAGCCCAGUGGCCGGCCUGGCAGCCCCUGAACCUGAGAGCGGCUCCGUCUGCAGAGUUCUCGGUGGACCGGACUCGCCACCUCAUGUCCUUCCUGACCAUGCUGGGGCCGAGUCCGGACUGGAACGUGGGCCUGUCCGGAGAAGACCUGUGCACCAAGGACUGUGGCUGGGUCCAGCGGCUGGUGACGGACCUCAUCCCGUGGGACGCAGGCACCGACGGAGGCAUCACAUAUGAGUCUCCAAACAAGCCAACGAUUCCCCAGGAGAAGAUCCGGCCCCUGACCAGCCUGGACCACCCUCAGAGCCCCUUUUACGACCCAGAGGGAGGGGCCAUCAAUCCAGUAGCCAAAGUAAUUGUGGAGCGCAUUGCAAGAAAGGGGGAGCAGUGUAAUGUGGUCCCAGACACGAUUGACGAUAUUGUGGCUGAUAUCGGACAAGAGGAGAAAGGAGGAGACGACACCCCGGAGACGUGCAUCUACUCGGGCUGGUCGCCGUGGUCGGCCUGCAGCAGCGCCUCGUGUGAGAAGGGCCGCAGGAUGAGGCAGCGGAUGCUCAAGGCUCAGCUGGACCUCAGCGUGGCCUGUCCCCACACACAGGACUUCCAGCCCUGCAUGGCCCCAGGCUGCAACAUCGAAGAGCCCUCCACCUGCAUGAUGUCUGAGUGGAUCAGCUGGUCGCCCUGCAGCGUGUCCUGUGGGAUGGGCAUGAGGUCCAGGGAGAGAUAUGUCAAACAGUACCCAGAGGACGGCUCCCUGUGCCAGCUCCACACCGAGGAGACGGAUAAGUGCGUGGUCAACGACGAGUGCUCUCCUAGCAGCUGUGUGGUGACGGAGUGGACAGAGUGGGACCCCUGCAGUGUGACGUGUGGCCUGGGCAUGAAGAGGAGGGAGCGCAUGGUCAAGAUGCCGCCCAUCGAUGGCUCCAUGUGUAAGACGGAGGUGGCGGAGGUGGACAAGUGCAUGAUGCCCGAGUGCCAUACUAUCCCGUGCAUGCUGACGCCCUGGUCGGACUGGAGUGAGUGCAGUGUGAGCUGUGGGCGGGGCCUGAGGACCCGUCAGAGGAUGUUGAAGUCUGACCCCACAGAGUGCGCUGAGGAGCUGGAGCAGACUGAGAAGUGCAUGCUGCCAGAGUGUCCCGUCGACUGCAUGGUGUCCGAGUGGUCCGAGUGGUCCGAGUGUAACAAGUCCUGUGGGAAAGGCCACACAAUCCGCACGCGCAUGAUCAAACUGGAGCCUCAGUUUGGGGGCGGCGCCUGCCCGGAGACCAUCCAGCGGAAGAAGUGUAAGGUCCGAAAGUGUCGCCAAAAGGCCAAAGAAGAGAGGGGCGGGGCCGGCAACAGGAGGAGGCGGGGCAAACAGGGCCAGGACACAUCUGUGGAGGAGCAGCCAGGUUGCCGGAUGCAGGGCUGGGGCAGCUGGUCAGACUGUUCGAAACCGUGCGGUGGUGGAAUCCAGGAACGCUUCAACGCAGUGAAGAAACGGCCCAGAGCGGCUCAACCUGCGAACUGCAAAGACCGCAAGGAGAUCCGUGCAUGCAACGUCCACGCCUGCUAG
Knipowitschia caucasica is the source of this 2037-nucleotide messenger RNA. The record is from the annotation of a GenBank genome assembly. NCBI's taxonomy places the organism in Eukaryota, Metazoa, Chordata, Actinopteri, Gobiiformes, Gobiidae.